Molecule: messenger RNA, 14709 nt
Organism: Ailuropoda melanoleuca (giant panda)
Lineage: Eukaryota; Metazoa; Chordata; Mammalia; Carnivora; Ursidae
Gene: AGO2
Product: argonaute RISC catalytic component 2
Exons: 19
Coding region: 115-2862 (915 amino acids)
Biological process (GO): regulation of DNA-templated transcription; regulatory ncRNA-mediated gene silencing
Cellular component (GO): RISC complex
Molecular function (GO): endoribonuclease activity, cleaving siRNA-paired mRNA; RNA binding; protein binding
Source: RefSeq, a predicted model, not a curated record
CUGUGUGGCUCAGGAUAGCCAUCAGACGCCUGGUGCUCUUGACUGACAGUGCACGGGAAAGCCCGAUCCUGUGCGAGCACUUUCCAGUCUCUGCCACCCCACGUUACACCAGCUAUGGGCUCCUUACCCUUCCAAGCCCUUCCAGGCCAUCCUGAUCCAGCCAGGCAUCUGGAGGAGGCAUUGCGGCUUCCUGGAAGAGUCCAGACUUCGGAAUCAGAGGUUCCAGCUCUGCCACCAUGGAUCCGUGUGACCUCGGGCGAGUCACUUUACCUCUGUCCAUCUGUGUCUCUUCUGCAAAACGUGCUCGCACCCCCAGCGCCGCCACCACCACCCAUCCAAGGAUAUGCCUUCAAGCCUCCGCCUAGACCCGACUUCGGGACCUCUGGGAGAACAAUCAAGUUACAGGCCAACUUCUUUGAAAUGGACAUUCCAAAAAUUGACAUCUAUCAUUAUGAAUUGGAUAUCAAGCCAGAGAAAUGCCCACGGAGAGUUAACAGGGAAAUAGUGGAACAUAUGGUCCAGCACUUUAAAACACAGAUCUUUGGGGAUCGGAAACCAGUGUUUGAUGGAAGAAAGAAUCUCUACACAGCGAUGCCCCUUCCAAUUGGGAGGGAUAAGGUGGAGCUGGAGGUCACGUUGCCUGGAGAAGGAAAAGACCGCAUCUUCAAGGUGUCCAUUAAGUGGGUGUCCUGCGUGAGCUUACAGGCGUUACACGAUGCACUUUCGGGGCGGCUGCCCAGCGUCCCCUUUGAGACGAUCCAGGCCCUGGAUGUGGUCAUGAGGCAUUUGCCAUCCAUGAGGUACACCCCUGUGGGCCGCUCCUUUUUUACGGCGUCCGAGGGCUGCUCCAACCCCCUUGGCGGGGGCCGGGAAGUGUGGUUUGGCUUCCAUCAGUCCGUCCGACCUUCUCUUUGGAAAAUGAUGUUAAAUAUUGAUGUCUCAGCAACUGCAUUUUAUAAGGCACAGCCAGUAAUCGAGUUUGUUUGUGAAGUUUUGGAUUUUAAAAGUAUUGAAGAACAACAGAAACCUCUGACAGAUUCCCAAAGGGUAAAGUUUACCAAAGAAAUCAAAGGUCUAAAGGUGGAGAUAACGCACUGCGGGCAGAUGAAGAGGAAGUACCGCGUCUGCAACGUGACCCGGCGGCCCGCCAGCCACCAAACAUUCCCGCUCCAGCAGGAGAGCGGACAGACGGUGGAGUGCACAGUGGCCCAGUACUUCAAGGACAGGCACAAGCUGGUUCUGCGCUACCCCCACCUCCCAUGUUUACAAGUUGGACAGGAGCAGAAACACACCUACCUUCCCCUCGAGGUCUGUAACAUAGUGGCAGGACAGAGAUGUAUCAAAAAGCUCACCGACAAUCAGACCUCAACCAUGAUCAGAGCGACGGCCAGGUCAGCGCCGGAUCGGCAAGAGGAGAUUAGCAAGCUGAUGCGAAGUGCAAGUUUUAAUACAGAUCCAUAUGUUCGUGAAUUCGGAAUCAUGGUCAAGGACGAGAUGACAGACGUGACCGGGAGGGUCCUCCAGCCGCCCUCCAUCCUCUACGGGGGCAGGAAUAAAGCAAUCGCCACCCCUGUCCAGGGCGUGUGGGACAUGAGGAAUAAGCAGUUUCACACAGGCAUUGAGAUCAAAGUGUGGGCCAUCGCGUGCUUCGCCCCCCAGCGCCAGUGCACGGAAGUCCACCUUAAAUCCUUCACGGAGCAGCUCAGAAAGAUCUCGCGGGACGCUGGAAUGCCGAUCCAGGGCCAGCCUUGCUUCUGUAAAUAUGCCCAGGGGGCGGAUAGCGUGGAGCCCAUGUUCAGGCAUCUGAAGAAUACGUAUGCUGGCCUUCAGCUGGUGGUAGUCAUCCUGCCUGGCAAGACUCCCGUGUAUGCCGAGGUCAAGCGCGUGGGGGACACGGUGCUGGGGAUGGCCACACAGUGUGUGCAGAUGAAGAAUGUGCAGAGGACCACACCGCAGACCUUGUCCAACCUCUGCCUGAAGAUCAACGUCAAGCUGGGAGGCGUGAACAACAUCCUGCUGCCCCAGGGGAGGCCGCCCGUGUUCCAGCAGCCCGUCAUCUUCCUGGGGGCCGACGUCACUCACCCACCCGCUGGGGACGGGAAGAAGCCUUCCAUCGCAGCUGUCGUGGGCAGCAUGGACGCCCACCCGAACCGCUACUGCGCCACCGUGCGAGUUCAGCAGCACCGGCAAGAGAUCAUCCAGGACCUGGCCACCAUGGUCCGCGAGCUGCUCAUCCAGUUCUACAAGUCCACGCGCUUCAAGCCCACGCGCAUCAUCUUCUACCGCGACGGCGUCUCCGAGGGCCAGUUUCAGCAGGUUCUCCACCAUGAGUUGCUGGCCAUUCGCGAGGCGUGUAUUAAGCUAGAAAAGGACUACCAGCCGGGCAUCACCUUCAUAGUGGUACAGAAAAGGCACCACACGCGGCUGUUCUGCACCGACAAGAACGAGAGGGUUGGGAAAAGUGGAAACAUUCCGGCAGGCACAACUGUGGACACGAAAAUCACCCACCCGACCGAGUUUGACUUCUACCUGUGCAGUCAUGCCGGCAUCCAGGGAACAAGCAGGCCUUCCCACUAUCACGUGCUUUGGGAUGACAAUCGUUUCUCUUCCGAUGAGCUGCAGAUCCUCACCUACCAGCUGUGUCACACCUACGUGCGCUGCACGCGCUCCGUGUCCAUCCCGGCGCCAGCAUACUACGCCCACCUGGUGGCCUUCCGGGCCAGGUACCACCUGGUGGACAAAGAACACGACAGUGCUGAAGGAAGCCAUACCUCCGGGCAGAGUAACGGACGAGACCAUCAAGCGUUGGCCAAGGCAGUCCAGGUCCAUCAGGACACGCUGCGCACCAUGUACUUUGCUUGACAUGUUUUAGUGUUUACGAUUGUGUACCGAGUUGGAUUCACAUGAGACCAGCUACACUCAGACCAACAGAUGCCCAGCCCUUCCGUGACAGCCAGCAUCGAACAUGAGAAGUCAUUGAUUUUAGUAGAUUCUCCAUUUUCCAGAAUGCCUUCCGUCCCAGAUUUCAGACUUGGAUUUUGAACUGCAGACCUGUAUGAGACCCCAUUGUCGCAGGAAAUAUGGUUUGCCAAAAUCUAUAAGCUGCUUAUUAAAAUAGAGUCCCGUGUUUCCUAAAAAUCUCCUAAAACCAGUCUAUGAACUCAGGGCUUUAAAACAUUUUUAAUUUAUUUGGUCAUUCAAUUUACUUGUUUUUAACACAUGAUUCUCUAUGAAAUUGAUGGGCUCAAACUAGCUGUGAACGUUCUCAGAGAGUGAAAGCAACAGAGGGCACGGCUGUGGUUUUAAAGCCUUGAGCAUUCUGAGGUGGUCACUAAAGUUUAUGUGAGAGUGAUACUAGUGUGCUCCUGACAGGGCUGACACAAGCUCUUCGGGACCGAGGGCAGGUGGCCCGCCGAGGCGCCCACCGGCGUCUUGUCCUGCCACUGCCCACCUUUCACUCAGCUUGAAAUAAGGAGCGGGGGCAGAAGAUGGGCCAUGUGUGUUUACAACAUUUAUAGGUCCAGAGAGAUUGGCAGACAAGUGCCAUUUUAAUAAAAAUUUAUUUAAAAAAAAAAAAAGACAAUAUGCCGACAGUCUAAUCAUAAGAUUUGUCCUAUAGGACUGUGACAUUUAUUUUCCAAAGUUUCUAAAGAAUACGGGUCUGUGGUGAUAAAUACAGUACAAUCCUUUUUCACUGUUAUGUCUUUAAUGUAAGAGAAAAAUAUAUAUUAUCUGGUUUGCAGUAUUAAUGUGAUAGAUAGAUGCUGUUUUUCAUUUUAUUGACUACGGGGUGCUUAUUGUGAUCUGUUUAGCAUAUCAAGAGUGUUUUGGAGCCUGGAGACUGGACCACCUCCUGUGGUUCUCAGUGCUGACAUGCAGGAGUGUGCAACUGAGUCAAUGUGACCGCCACCCCUGCCCCCCCCCCCCGCGUAGUCCGCGUAGCCUGUACCUUCAGGAGAACCGAGCGCGGGUGCGGUGGCCGCCGCCCCACCUCCUGUCCCCGUGUGUUGCUCAGCCGAUUAAGCACAAAUGGAAUGUAUUUAUUCUUCCAUUCCUGGGACGUGGGUCAGAGUGUACCUCUCUGUGUCUGGUUCUGUUAGACGAGUUUCGUGGGAUCUAUGCACUGAAGCGCGCAGAGAGCUGGCAAGCCCCGCUCGGAGGUGGCUGACUGCAAAGCCCACAGAAGAGAUUUGCGUUCUGGGCCCCAGAGAAACCGUUGCACUAAGUGCGAUGUCAUGGACAACGUGAGAAGGGUAACAACGGACAACUCUGUUUGUGCUGAGUGGGCUGUUUGUUUGUCCCCAUAGACACUUUCUUAAAAAAAUCAAAUCCACGUUCAAUGUAGAGAUUCUGGGAAGGAGACGAGCCUUCCCCUAGUGCUGCUUUGUGCUCUGUUGGUUCCCCUGUCCCUGCUGACGGCCCUCCCCGAGCCCAGCCUCACGUUUACCUCGGCACUGCGGCAGAGCGGGGGUCCCGACGGGACUCCCCGUUCUGGAGAAGGCGCCGGCCUCUGUGGUCCUGUCUGCCGGCUCCGGGGCGCUGGAGGGGCGGGGAGCUGCGGGCGAAGCUGCAGUGGGCGCUCGGCCUAGGGCUGGUGGCGGUGACAGAGGGGUGACUAUUUGUGAAGAUUCAUACUCGGCGUGGUGUGUGCGUGUGGGUGUCUUACUAAUGGCAUUAGCCUCUUCUUGCUGUAUCUUUUUUGUUUUGGGAUUUGUUUGUUUUUUUGGUUGGGUUUUUUUUUCCUUUCCUUUUUUUUUUUCGGUCUUUUUAAAUGAACAGAAGCCUCUGCUCUGAGAAAUGUUGCAAUUCCCUGUCGUUUUAUUGGUAAAUGGCAAUUUCUCCUCUUUUCAGAAGGAUACCAGUACACUCUUGGCCUAAAUUACCAGGAGCGUUCAAACUAAGGAGGGAAUCUUUUCACGAAUACACUUCUGAAAUCUGAGAUUAGGUUAGUUUUCAGCCAUUUUUAGGGUCAUCUAGAACCACGUGUUUCAAGGGUGUGUUUGUGCUCCCCGCAGCAGGGUCCUGGUGGUCGGGUGGGCGGUGGUGCUUGGCGAAAAUGCCGACUCCCGGAUCCGAUCUCCACGGCCGGGGCCGGGUGUCUGUAUUUGAUGCCAUCAAGCAGGGCUCCGGGGCUGCCCAAAGUCCGCAGACCCCGAUCCAGCGCGUCCCGAGGAGUCCUCUCCCUUGGGCUCCGGGGGCCCAGCGGGCAGCGCAGGCGGAGGCUCGCUAAGCUAACUCCCGGGAAAGAUCGCAGGCUGGCGGAAAAUUAGACCUAAAGUGUUUUUUAUCCUUUUGAAGGAAAGGUUUUCCUUUUAGUGGGCCAAAGUACUUUGAGAAGGGUACUUUUUAUAGCCCUCUGCUUGUUUUAUAAAACUUUUAAUACUAAAAGCAUUAAUAGACCAAACAUCUCCAGCUAGGCUAGCUGCAUACCUUUGUACACAUCUGAUGAUUCAGAACUCAAAUGGCUGUAGUUACAAUUUCUCAGGUAAAUAAUUGUUUCCCCAAAUUUCUACCAGCCCCCGCCCCCCAUUAUUAGGAUAAAUUUUGAGACAGCGUAAAACCUCAAAGUGCAGGAGACUAAGUCUGAGCCCUGUUCCCGUGGAAGCCCAAAGGGGCCCUCGGCCAUCUCUGACUGGGCUUGCUCCCACCCCAAGGGCUGCCUCGGCCCGCGUGGCCCCAAGAGGGCUCCCAGGCUCCCAGGGGAGCUCUGUCCUCCGCCCGCGCUGGGUCGCCCGAGGCUUGGGGCCCAUGCAGACUUGAGAGGCGUCUGCGCACUGGCUUUGCCCUACCCCACUGUUAAGUAAGGUGUGCCUUGGUUUAAGCAAACUGAAUGUGAAAAUUAUGAUGCAGAAAUCUGGAUUCAUUUAAAAGAAAAACUGGGAUUUAUCUCAUCUCUUUAGAAGAGGUCUCCCAAUCAGAUUCUUAUACUGGUACUCUUCCUAGUAGAUUUUAAGAUGUUCACUUUAAGAAGAAUGACUGUUCCCAUCCCUUCACCACUGUCCAUUCUGUCUGCCCCGCCAUCGCCCUAGUGACAGAGUGAUGAAGGAAGCCCAGGGGAACUGAGGACGGCCCCCGCGUUCUGGAAGCACCCUUUGGUGACGCUGAGAUUCCAUCCUGUCUGUGUUCUCCAAGCUCAGACUUUCCUAGUUCCGAUACAUUUUUGUAAAAUUGGGCAUACCUGUACUUUUAGAAAGGGAUUGUUGGGUUUGGGUUUUGAGAAGUUUUCAUAUACACUCUUGUGAUACAACAUCAUAGGGUCUGCUUUUACUUUUUAAGGUGAUGUUGCUUUUCGGUAGUGUUCUCACACUCCCUCGGAUGAAUGUUUGCACUCUAGAGCCACAGGCAACCCCUGGCCACUGGGCGGGCUUGCCCGAGAGGGACGCGGCGGGAACAGUGACGUCCAUGCUCUGGGAGGCUGGCCGUGGUCACUGCUAUUACUGAUGUUUACCCCUGGUUACGGAAUGCUCGUUGGAAAAGACAGUUUGAGUUCAGUUCCUACAGCAGGGUUGGGGGGGUGGUUUUACUGAUGUUAUAUUAUAUGUUAUUUUUAUUAUUGUGAAAUGCAAAUGUUGGUAUUUAUUUUUUUCUUUCUGCUCUGGUUCGAUUUGGCCGAUGUGGAUAUCCCAGUGCAUGUGGUACCUGAUGGAUAUGACAGAAAUUAUUUUCCCCAACUUUUAUAAAUUGCCUAAUGUUUACCUGCAAGUUUGCCGGAUGAUUUAUUUUUGAAAGCCACAAAUGUAAUUUUUCUGGAUGAAUUGUUUUUCUUAUAUAUGCAGCAAUGUAAUUUUACAUUGAUCUGCAGGGUGAUUUAAAUUUUAUUUUUACAAGGCAGUUUUUCAGUCAAAUUCUAUAUUUGAUACAAUAUGUUAAGGGUAGCCCAGCCAAGCGUCCUGCCGUUGGGACACCAGACUGUCUUGGGGGGAGCCCGGGGGGCUGGGACGGCUGCUCUCAGUUGCCCACCGUCACGGAAGCACUUGGCUUGUUUUGUGACGCUGCCAGGAUCUGGAUGUUCUCCUUCAGCGGGACUUCGAUCUGGUGGGCAGUGAAAAGGAUUUCUCAUGGGCAUUUUCUUACACCUGAGGCAGUUCCAUUAGGAGGAGCUUUAGAAGUUGACAUAAUCCAGACAGUGGACAAUCCCAGUGGCCCAGACAAGCCAUAGAAAUCUCCCUGUGACCUCUCUGACUCAUCUCUCACGCUCAUGAGAAAGGAAUGUACAAUAAACAGAAACUUCCUCAGUGUUUGUGCGCCUCACUUUCAGAAUGCAAAUAUUUUAUUUAUAUUUUAAGCCCUUCCCCAAAGUAACCAAGAAGAUUCUCUCUGGUUGCCCGGCCUGCGGGCUCGGCGGCGGUGACGUGUUUUCGGCGUAGGCACGGUGCACGUGUGCUGUGAUGGGGCUGUCUGUGUUACACACACACGCGGACUCUUUUGUAAGGAAAAUUUUCAACUCAAAAUAAUUGCACUGAUUUUUCGACAACUUCCUUUUUAUUAUGUCCAACUUUGCAUCUGCUGUACUUGUCUGAAAUGAUUGUAAAUAGAUUUAGGUUAGCAAAAAUGGUAUGAACACAACACGUCGCAUUGUUGUAGCGGGACUGCCAUGUUUUUAGUAUUACGUGUAAGCACUGUGUGGACUCCGCUCUGCCUCCGUAGCCGUGUGUCUGUUGACCAUUCAUGAAGGACAAACUAGCCUCGUGCUCUUGUUUCUCGGAAAGGAAGUUCGAAAUCUAUUGAAAGGAGAGUCUGCUCUCCCCUUGAGGUCUGAAGAUUUGAUUUUAAGAGGAUUAAUUAUAAAUCCUUUGAACACUUUACUGGGUCUGUUUAAUUCCUUGUUGUUUUCCAUGGCUCCUUAAUGCAUUUUCUUCUAGUCCCGUCCAGCAUCUGACGGUCUGGAUAGGAAGCAUCUGUGUGGCCCAUGUGAACAGACCACUCGCAAGGGCCUCCCUUGCUUCUCUUUGGUCAGCCAUCAGUCUGAAGCCAGGAGAUCACUGUGGUGUCAAAAGUAUCAUUUGCAGUGUAACCCAUAGAUGCUAGAGGGACCUGGAAUCCAGUGCUGUUCCUUUAUGCCUUGUGAUUUUGCUAGAUUAGAAGUAUGUGCUCCAGCCCACAGUGUGUAACUGUGGUCAGGCUACCCAGUAUCGGACACAAAGAAGCUUUUUAGACCCAAACCGGUCAUGAGUGUGUGUUCACGUAGCGUCGAUGCCAUCGUGCCCUCCCUGAUGCUUUUUUGGUUACAUUUUGCCAUUUUAUUGUCUAAAGUGAAUGUAUUGGCUUAGCCAAAUCACUACAGAAGGUGGUUUCUAAAUACCUUUUAGUUUAAAAAAAAUGCAGAUAAAGGCUACCUCUGAAUUCUCGUAGUUUCAUGUUUGCUCUUAAGCGUAGCUAUCCACACUGAAAAUAGCCAAAAUGUUGCCUGAAUAAACUGAAUUGUGAACAUCUCUCUCUUCAGGUCUGGCUUGAAAAUGUGUGUGCCAUACUGUGACCCGUGAGCAGUCCCCUUCUCCCCCUCGGAGGCAUCAGAGGUGGACCGGGGACUCCUCAGGGCUGCCCGGCUCAAUAAUCUAGGGUUCUAAGCAGCCAGCGUGAAAAAAAUGGAGAAGCUUUCCACACGGUCCUCACGGGCUGGCAGGAGCAUCUCCACGUAGGGCCGUGGGUGGUGGAACCUUGAAACAUACCGCUGUCCUGGCUUUUCACUUUCCCGUUUGCUGUAAGAAAGCACUUUCUUCUCUGCUUUACUCAUGAAUGGGUUGAAAAUGGCUCCCUCUGCUCUCUUCUCCCUUUUUAUACGCGCUGUAAAUCCACGAAGGUGCUGGAACGCCGACUCUUGUGCACAUGAGGCAUCUGAAGUGGCUGUAGGGUUUCAAAAACCACGCAGUUAUAGUUGACCUUUGACUUUGGAACCUUGAGUUACCAUCACUCCCUGCUUAAAUGUGAUCUACGGUUUGAAAGCAGAAUGUUCUGUUCACAUCCAAGGCCCUUUGUUUGAAAGGAGCACAGGGUCCCCCGGCAGCAUUGAAAUAGGAGCUCCCGCUGCCGGCACCCUGGAUCCUCUGUUGCUAACUCACAGGCAGUCACCCCAAAAGAAUCUGUUAUGGCCCUGAAUACCCCUCCUUGUGAUUAACCACUUUGCUAUCAGAAUGUCCUUUUGCCCAUGCACUGCGGGGCGGGGGGGUCCGUCGGUGUCACCCCCUGCCUUCUUCACAUCUUGUCUUUAGGUUUUCUAUGUUCUCUCAUCUUUGGAAGGUUCGAAUUUGCCCCAAAACACCUCCAUUGGUUUGCUCUUAAAUUCCUGAGGGACAGGCAGGUGGUUUUGCAGGUACAUGUCUGGGUGCGUGGAGGUUGCCCUGCUCUCUCACUGGACGUUCAUCAGACACUGACGUGGGACGUGGGCCGAGAGGUUGCAGAUAUAACAUGACCUGAAAGUUUUUGCCUUUAGCACUGUUGUUUGGGGUUUUGAUGCUUUCCAUGCUACAUGGCAUGCUUUAAUUCUGAAAGAGCUAAGUGUCCUUUGCAGUCUUUCUAAGAAUGUUUUGUACUUCUGCGAUUACACUGUUUUUGUAGAUACAGCCCACCCCAAGAUGCGUGGGUGUUAAGGGUGGGUACCCACAACAUCUGCUGACCUGCUUCUGGAACUGCUUGGGGGGCUCUGGGUUGGCCUCAUUUUCAACCAGAAGCCUAGUCAGGGUGUUUUGGGGGACACUGUAUAGUGGCUGUCUCCUUGAUUCAGUAAUGUGAACUGUUGAACUCAGACCUCCCCAUCGGCUUUUUGCAUACAUGUCUCCAGGAUCCUGGGGUGGGCCUCUCCCACCAUCUUUGCAUUCAUGAAAAAUUAUUUGAAAAGAGGGAACUGAAGAUUACUGGUGCUUUUGUUAACACUUUUCUCUUAUUGGUCGAUGUGAAAAAUUUAAAUGUGUUUACAUCUUGAAACGCCCUUCGUGGUUUAUGACUAAAGAGCUGAAUCCUCACCUCGCUCCUAUCCUCUUUUUGGGGGGAGGGAGGAGGCUGAAUUAUCUUCUAUUUACAAACCUCCUUGGAUUUAAGUAGUUCAGAGUUAAAGCUAAAACACCAAAUAGGAACUCUUCCCCCUCAAGUGUCUCCAGGAACUAGAUGUUGAGGCCGCCCUUCUGAAUCAAGGUCCUUCACACCAUGAGUUGAUCCCAAGAACACCACACACACCCGGGCCAGGGGGCGCUGCAGGCUGACUGCUCAGCUCCUUGGCAGUACUUGGCAGAACUAGGUGCUCGCACUGGGGAGCCAAGGCUCCUUGGAACUCUCUAGAGACUGUGGGAACAAUCUCGGGGGUGGGAGAGGGCAGGGCCCUCGGACCCUGGAAGCAGGUGGCACCAGGCCUUCCUCUGGUCUCCAUCGGUACCCGACGGAGCGUGUUCUGGAAGACUCAGUCUCAGCCUCUGUGCCUUUAAAGUCCGGUCCUCAGUGUCCUUUCGGAAUGAUGUUGGGGCUGUGUUUUUAUUGGGAAGCAAGCCUGUGCCAUUCCACCAGUUAGUCAUUGACCUGCCUUUGAAGCUACGUCUGCUCCUUAGCUCCUGACCCCGUAAACUGUGAUGCCUGCACGCACUGUCUCGUAUCAGAAAACGUGAGGUUCUCGUAGCUGCAGGACUUCCUUCCCAAGUCCACAUCCACUGGGAUUCCAGGCAAUCAGUGUAAGAUCCGUCUCUUAGGCAUUGACCGUGGCCAUCAGCAGAACCCAGUGGUUUUGUCCUCAGAGUCACUCAACAAGCAUUAUUUACUGUCAGGGAACUCGGUUUCUAGAAGAGGAAUUGGAAUCGUGUCUCUGUGAAUUGUGUGUGAAGUCCUCAGAUGUAAGGUGCUAUUCAGUCCUACUGUCCUUAUUUGGGGGUGCUUUCCGUUCGUGUUGCUCUGUUCCGUGGUGUGCGGGGGAGCUGCUGACUUGGGUGAGCCGUGCACAGAGGACUCCCAGGUUUGACGCGCCUGAAACGCAUUUUUAUCUCUAACUUUUCCAGGCUAGGUAUUGAGCAGUUUCUUGGCUGAUGGUCUAAUUAAAAAAAAAAAAAAAAAAAAAAAAAAAAAAACACCUCACCCUGUCAGGGGUUAAGGGAUGUCCCUGUCAGGGGAUGAUUUUAUUGCUUUUAAGUGGGGGAAAUAAUCCAAUGUUAUUUAUUUUUAAAGUGCAUAGAAACUCAUUCUUGGCGGCUCCUCUUGGCCCUUCCUUCUACCAAACUCUCCAUUUUGAAAGGCAAUGGUCUUUCCCUCGGCAGAGGUGCUGGCUGCAGGGGGGGAUGAUACAUUCAUAAUUUUGGUUCCUCUCCAAAGCCAAAUAUACACGUGACUGAAAUCCUGAAAGUAUGUAGUUUAGCACUAAAUUGAAAUUUGAGUCCUGAGUUUAUCGAUAGUGGAUUUUAAUGUAGUUGUUGAAGGUAUGAAUUCAUGUUUUAUAACCGUAGAGGCAAGUGAGUUUUUUACUUUUUAAAAAGUUCUAAGAGAAUAAUUGUAAGUUUCUGUGCAGCAAAGUGGCUACUCCUUAAAUACAAGAAAAGAAUGUAGUGUCUCCGUCAGAUUUGUCUUACCUCUGGUACACGUCAGAUUACUUACCUAAUAUGUACUGAGGGCUUUGAACCCUGAGUUUUAUCAACUUUUCUAGGUUUAUUUUAUUUUUAUAAAAUAAUUGAAAAAGAACCAAAAACGAAUUCAGAAGUUCCUAGGUGGAUCUUGCCCCUUAAUUUCCCCCACGAUAAAACAUUUUAGAAGAUAUUUUGAAUCAAAAUGUAUUGUGACCACUGAAAAUUGUUUUCGAAGGAUCUGAGCGGCUACAAGGGCGUCCUCGGGCAGUCCUGCGCUCACCGCCUGCGGCCCCGUCACAGCUGCGCGGCCGGUCUCUUGUGACGGCGUCUUGUGCUUGCGGUAGAGAAACCGUGCAGUGCUGUUUUGUAAAUGGAAGGUUCCUGUAUAAACUAGUAUUUAUAGACAUUGGCCUCUCUAUGUAAUUUCUCAUUUGCUACAUGAAUUGUAAAAUUCGUUAUAAAAUUAUAGUACUUGCUAAAUUCACUCCUGAGGCUUCACGUCCUUGUCUCUCAUUUCAUACCAUUCCGUGUGUUGGGGAUGUCCGAUGCUUGCAUGACGCUAGGUGGUAAUGCCACUGUAACUCAAGCCUUAAUCAGAUGUUAAAUUUGUAAGUUUCAGAGUAUGCAAAAAUAUUAGGCAGUGAGUUUAAACUGUUCAGAUCAAGAUGCUAUAUCAUAAUUCAACCAGUCUUUUCUCCAGAGUUACAAAGGGAAACUUUCAGUGAUCCAGAUCUCUCGCUCUCGCUCUCUCUCUGGUCUGGCUUGGCCAUUGCCAUCGCUUGAUGAAAAUGGACCAUUGUGCAUUUCCUUGGCAGUCAGUCAAGAAGACCUAUGCUGAAAGCCUAGAGACUUUUUCAGGGUUACUAUUAAAGGUUUGGUUUUUUCCCUCCGGUCUGAGAUUAAUUUACGGCUCAUGGAGAGUAUGAUUUGGGCAGACAUCUUACUUGCUAACCUGCUCACGUUCUAAGUUUUCUUCAGGAAGUGCCACCUGCCAUCGCUUCUGCAUAGGAUUAUAUGGAUUUUUGUUUUUGUAAAAGCAUCUUAAAUUUAGACAUAAAAUGGAGGGGACCCAGCUUUCUUUACAAUGUGGAUCUACCUCAGUUAAACAGUUGGGUGCUAUUUACUAAGCCUGUCAGAUUAAAUUGGAAAAAGUAACCAAACAGCAAGAUAUAACUCCACACAAAGCUUGAAAUCAUCAUUUCCGUUUAUUUAAUAAUAUUUUUAUUUAUUUUGUGCCUUUUGUGUUGAGUCCUAAUGCAUUGGAAAAAAUCCGUAUGAAAUGAAAUACUUUCUGUUGCAGGUGGGGGAAAAGCCCAAUUGGUCAUGGAAUUUGAUAGAUUACCCCCAGCCAACUAGUCAUGUCUGUUGAAAUCCCAACUGCCCUCUUGUGAAAAGGAAAAAAAAAAAUGACGUCCACGAGCAAAUUAACAUUUUACCAAUUCCAAACUCUUCUAUGCAUAUACUGACGCUCGCUCUUCAUCUGUGCCAAGGAAGGGGCAGCCACAGACCGCUCACGCACACUCCUGUGUGGCUUGUUUUGCUGCCCGCGUCCCCCUCCUCCUCUGGCGGACUGUGUACCCUUGGUUUCCCCGCGCAGCCGGUGGACUGUUCUCUACCCCACCUCUCCUGGGGGAGGUGCUGGCGCCCGCAGGUGGCCGCCUGGAGAGGGGACAGGCCGCGCUCAGCAGCAGGCCUGGGCUCGCCAGGAGUCAGGCAAACUUUCUGGCAGGUGAGAAACUAAGGUAGGAGAUCGAUGACUUCCCAUGCUUUUAUAUUUGGCAGUUUACAAUUCUAGACUUUUCCUACUAUGGUGAUCUUUUUUAACUUAAUUCUUUGGAGGUAACAUAAUAUUUUGGAGUCUUAAGAAUUUGAUUUUAUACCAAUAAAAAAUAAAAAGUAGGGCUCUUUCCUGUAGUAUAUAGUUUUAACUAUAUUAAAGAGACCUCUGAAUUUUACAAGAGAACCAACAUUCCUUAGAGGCAGAACUUUGAAAGUUGAUUUGGGAGGCUUUUUGCUGCAGGAUCUCGAAAAAAUGGGAUGAUUCUAGUUAAGUGUUUCCAUUGUCGAGCGUCCAUCAGGUCAGUACUUCAGCUGUUUUGUAGAGUCGCUCCCCCGUGAGUAUGCUGCAUACACAGAUCGGCAUUGUUGCACUUUCUCGGUAGUGAUGAGUGCCCCGCGGUCGGCUCACCGUCAGCAUUGUGUUCUUUGACCUAACAAGAGUACUUUGGGGCAGAUGAGUAAAUUUAUAUAGGUACCUCAAGAAAAAGAACCUGAAUAUGCUGCAUUUUGUUUCUUUAGCUUUUAUAUGUAGCAUUUUGUUUUGCUCUUAUUAUUUUGUUUUUAGAUCUAUGCUUUUUGGAACCCAAUAGACUGUUGAAAUUUUAAAGUUACCCUUGUCGGGAUGUAGUAUCCUUUGUUUUUGUCUUUUUAACUUCAGUAUCUGGUUCAAAGGUUGCCCACCAGUAGAAUACUCCUUUACCCAAAUAUACCUGAGAAAAAGGGUACCGUGUGUGCAAGCAGACAAUAAUGUUCCCAGUCCUUUCUGUUCAUGCUGCUUUCUUAAUUCUUUUCUCCAUGUCAUCAAGAGGUUUGGAGAACUUCUUCCUAAGGUCGGACUUAGACACGAUGGCAUCUUAAUGUUUUCAACACAGACCUCACAGAAUUGCCAUUGAGUAAGUAGCAUGAUCCUAAAGGAACUGCUGGCAUCAGGCAGCCGGAUGGCUCUGGUCUCCAAAGAGCCAGUCGUCGUGUUUCUCCAUCCCCAGCACUCACCCUCACCCAACAGAUGGGGAGUGGUCUGGAUUGACAAAAGAUAAACUGGUGAAGAGAGCUAAAGGCUGAGACACUGAGCAUCUAUUGUCGUGUUUAAGCUUAGCUGGGUCCUUUCGAGUUUGUUUUACAGCUUACUAGGUUAAGUAGUUUGCACUAUUUUUGCAAUAAAUUCAUGGAAAACCUAACAGUUACUUGUUUUGUUUCUUACUGUGUGUAUAUAAACUAAUACUAAAAGUUUGGCAUAGUGUUUUUUCACCUCCUUACAUAACCCUUAACAUGCACAGAAUGCUGUAAAUCUGAUAAAAUAUGUGAAUGAUAUUUUAUAAAGUUAUUUUGUAUGGUGUCAAUUUUGUUUUGCCUCAUAGUAUGUCAGCAAAAAAUAAAAUAAAAUUCCUCAUAUUUA